Molecule: messenger RNA, 282 nt
Organism: Strongyloides ratti
Lineage: Eukaryota; Metazoa; Nematoda; Chromadorea; Rhabditida; Strongyloididae
Exons: 2
Coding region: 1-282 (93 amino acids)
Source: RefSeq, a predicted model, not a curated record
AUGAAUUAUAAGAUAAAAGAGAAGGCAUUUCAAGUUAUUCUUAUGUUAUUAUUAUUUAUCAUAACUCAAAUUGUAGGACAAGGUUAUCAAGAAAUGAUGGAACCAAAACCUCAGGGAAAGAUUGCAAAUAUGGUUAAUGAUUGUUUUAAUACUAUUUGUAAACAUUGGAUUAAAGAAUGCCACUGGUUUUGUGAUAAUAUUCUUAAUAAAGAAGCACAUAAUCGUUGCCUCGAUUGUUUAGGAUUUCGUGGAAGGCAUUGUCUACAAUGUUUUGACCUAUAA